UUUUGCCUUACUUGCUCCCGAUUUGGUCACUCUUACAGGAAGGGAAUUGCCUAUGUCCCUCUACCAAUGAUGCCCCAAGCUGAGGCCACUGCUGCGAACUUACUGAAAAAUACAGUCCCUUGUCUAACUGGUGGAAUUGAAAAGGCCCCUGCCGGUAUUGAUAUAACCCUAAAUGUUGUUGACUUGGAGAAAACUCUGUUUGAGGCUUGUGAAUCCGCCCUCUAUCAUUCACAGAGCCUUGUGACUGUUUUUACUGAUAUUGUCCCGAUUAUUACUUGUGUUGAGCCCCCUACUGCAGACUAUUGUAGGUACAACAGAACCACCUGAUAAAGACGGUUUGGCUUCUAUAUAAGGCGUAUUGUUCAUUUGAAAAGGCACAUCAAUCUAAAAAGCUAAAUAUGUUGGCUUGGUAUUUCUUAUACUCUACUACAAUGUGAGUUUGAUUUGUGACAUGUGCUUUGCAUUGAACCUAUGCUUGAAGUUGUCUUGUUAAUGUUCUUCACUUUCUUGUCCUUUUAGUAGUGGAAUUUUGCAGUUCAAUCUUCUUUUUUGGAGUAAAUACAUAGUAUUCUAGUGAAAUAACCCAACACUUGACUAUUUUUAGUAUUGCAUUCUAAAUGGUCUGUCAUCUUUGUUUCUUGGCUGCAGGAAGAACGUAAAUUCUGAACUCAUAAGUCUAAACAUGCCUUCAAAAGUUCAAAUUAUCAUUGUGCCUUUGGAUUUUCGAGGCAUGAAUGCUCAAUAACUUAUUUCAUCUGUAUUGUUGCCAUUAGGUUUGUCUUUGAGUCCAUGGCUGUGUUAAUGAAUGAGCAAAAGAAUAAGUUCAAGGAUACUGAAGCUGCAAUUUGAUCUUUGCAAGUCCAAUUUAGUUAGCAAUUUAGCAUGCAUAUUUUCAAUCUUCGGUACGUUUUUCAAUCUAAUUUAGUUAUUUUUCUCAAUUGUUAAAAGGUGAUCUUUUCAACCUAAAUUUGGAACAUGUUUUAUUUAGUGUUCGGAAAUUGAAGGACCAUUGAAAUUUCUCUUAUGAAGGUCUCUUCUGGUUGAUUAAUUUGUAUAUGAGAAGAAAGGAAUCAUCUUUUAUCAAUAAAAUCUUUUAUGCAAACUAGGUCCCAAUCCAGAGAUUUCCCAUGAGAUUAGCCUUCUUCUCCUUUAAUUUAGUACUUUUAUUUAUCUUUUUUUCUCUUUCUUGUACUUUUAUUUUCCUUUUUCGCACUGUACUCUCAAUUUUUAUCAAUAAAAUCUUCCCUUUUCAAAAUAAAAAAGAAAGGAAUCAUCUUCUAUGCCAUUGAUUUCAUCUUCAAUUUCUUAUGCAGAUUAUUGUCUCUGCUUUCAUACAUAUUGUUCGCUGAAACUAGGAAAUAUGCAUCUUAAUGGCCACAUACAGAUUAUUGUUUCAGUUUAUUAUUGAUUACUUGAUUGGAUACUCCCAUCUACAACAUGGUUUGAUUGUUUCGAGAAAUAUCCACAAUAGAUGCUUUAUGUACUUCCAUACAGAUCAUUGAUAUGAGUUCAUUCCUGAGGUAGUUGAAAAAAACAGAAGUGAAAAUAGCUCUUGUUAUAGUUAAGAUUCCUAUAGUUUGACUGCAUUUAAUCUGUUCUGCAUUUUUUUUACGUGGUAUUCGGUUUAAAAAAUUUGUUAUUUUAAGUUAAUAGAGGAUCUAAUAUAUGCCCCGGCCUGCAAAAAUAUACUAUUGUAUGUCUAAAUGCAUUUUUUAAACAAGGCCAUGUACUUCUUAGAGUCCAUAAUGACUUAAUCUCAUCUUUAUACUAUACUAGCGAUCUAUUCUCUGUUCUGUGUUUUGCUUAACUAAUGCAGCCAUGCUCUGACUUUCCUUCUCUAUUGCUCAUAUCCUAAGUAGAGCAGUUUGGGCCAUGUACUUUGUCCGAGGAACUGAAAUUGAGAGGCAUUGAAGGUGUGGAAAAUCAGUGACGUGCCAAGUAAUAGCUUGGAAAAGUGAGAAACAACUAUCAAAUGAAGGAGGAAAUGAAAAUGGACAUCAUCACUCUAUGGGAUGAUAUUAACUUGUUGAAAAAUGUGACAAGUAAUAUAUAGCUUGGAACACACACUAAUUAGAGUGUGAAAAGAGAAUCUUUUCACUACUAAAGUUUGUGAUGUAUAAAAUGUAAAUAUAUAGCAUCUUGUAAUACACUACGUACCUACUUAAUUUGUAUAACUAUUUGGGUAUUAAAUGAAAAUAUUGAUCUUUUUUUUUGGUUAUUUAUCAAAUAUCUGUGUAAUAGAACUUGUAAG
Messenger RNA from Cuscuta europaea, 2251 nucleotides. The record is from the annotation of a GenBank genome assembly. NCBI's taxonomy places the organism in Eukaryota, Viridiplantae, Streptophyta, Magnoliopsida, Solanales, Convolvulaceae.